Cyprinodon tularosa is the source of this 5295-nucleotide messenger RNA. It is a transcript of the gene ogt.1, whose product is annotated as O-linked N-acetylglucosamine (GlcNAc) transferase, tandem duplicate 1. The transcript is spliced from 19 exons. Gene Ontology annotation, molecular function: protein binding; protein N-acetylglucosaminyltransferase activity. Lineage: Eukaryota; Metazoa; Chordata; Actinopteri; Cyprinodontiformes; Cyprinodontidae. The record is from RefSeq and is a predicted model, not a curated record. The coding region runs from base 1816 to 4455 and encodes 879 amino acids. Gene Ontology annotation, biological process: protein O-linked glycosylation.
UAUUUGUGUUCAUGUUUUGUUUUAGGUUUUUUUUUUAUUAUUUUUUCUUAUUUAAAGUGUCUAAUAAGGCCAAGUAUAGAUGCUCUUUAUGUUUUAAGAUUUUGAAUUAUUAAAAAUUCCCUUUGAAGAACACUUUCAGCUCAUGAAAGCUAAUGCAGAGAGCUUCUCUACCCAGCUUGGCAUAGUCCGUUGGAAAUUUUGGACUGUAAUCAGUCAGCAUUCAUAUAAAGCAAUCAGGUUUUUAACAGUGACACUAAAAAAAUUACAUUUUAGACAGCCUCAUUUUGUUUUUUUCAGGCAGCUUUAGAUAUCCGUUUUGUCCCACUGCCUUUUGCUGUACUCUGACCUUUUAGUAAAGGUCAGCCCCUGCCCUUUUAGGAAGAAAGGCUGGAGUCUUUGAAUUCACCCAACAGAUCCAACCUCGGCCCUGCAUUUUCAUGUGGUCCUAACUGGAGGAAAAAAUGCUGGCUCGGUCUUGGAAGAUAACAUGAACUGAUGAGAAGCUAGAUUAUCUUUGAAGUGCAAAAAAUAAGAUGGUUUAUAACCUAAUUGCUAUACUCCUGUUUUGUAUGUAAAAUACCAAAUGGUUAACUGUUGAUGUUGGUUUGCUGUCUGUGGGUGUUUUUAUUCCCCCCGGAGUUGCCAUCUAAUUUUCUUUGCUUUACAAAAUAAAAAUUUUUCUAGGGGGGUGGCUACCUUGGUUGGGUCAGAUCUGGAGAUAUGGAGUUGUCCUGCCGGUUACAGGCCAUCUUAUUUCGUGCUAGAGGGGGGUAAAGGAGUGGGGAGGAGCACCAGGGAGUCACAACCUCCUCCGCUCUGUCGCUCCGCCCCCCGCGCGCCUGCUGAGGUUUGGUGGGGUUUACGCGCUCCGAGUUGUCUUCCUGACCAUCCAGCCUAACCUUAUCUGCACUCCCAUCACAAACACACACCAUUUGUUCAUUCAUGCACUCACAAAAAUCUGAUUUUGGAAAUGAAAUACAGAUGGUUAUCUUUUCUGAUAACCAUCUUCUUCAGAUAAUUCCACUUUAAAAUGGCUGAAGUAGCGUCAAGCAGACAGCUCUCUAUCUGUACCCCACCGCCUGCGUCAGAUGCUUGGUUAGAAAGACAGAAACGUGCGCAGCAACUGCGAUGACCUCUUUAUUUCAGAACUGUGGAGGCUUCUAGAUACAAUAAUUAAUCCACAGACUCUUUUUCUCCACCCAUUGGCCAGGAUUCAGGAAAGAAGGCCAGGAUAAAGAAAACAAAGUUUGAAAUAGUUCAUGAAAAUGCUAGAAAGUUAAAGACAAGCAGUACAUAAUAUUUCUUCCCUCUUUAAUUAUGUAUCAAUAUUCCCAAAGAAAUGGGAUCAGUUCAUAUGGGAAAGAUCAAGCCAGUAACUGCCCUCCUGUAAGAUGAUUUAAAAGCUAAUUCUAAGGUUAACUGGAAGUCUGACCUCAUGUCACCGAUUGAAUGUUCACAUGAAAGCCUUUCUUCCCUGCCAGUUAUCCUGUAAGCAUUCCCUUUGUUUUCUUAGAAAUGCUACAUCCACUGCAUGGCUGAAAACUGAGAAUAGCAUUAAGUUUUUGUUUGUUGUGUUUUGGUGUUUUAUUUCCAUAUUUUAAAAGAAUGUAUUUUUUGAAACCUUUUACUAACGAUCUUGUUUUCUGAUUUUGUCUCUUUUGGUUUUUUCCACAACUGAUACUGUUAUUUAGAAGGUUUCAGGUGGGUGACACUAUUCCUGCGUAGGUGCCUGGCGGAAAGGAACACUAGGGCAGCCUCAGUCCUCUCCUCUUCUUCCAGCCAGCUGCGACCGCCACUCUGACAAAGUCCAAAAAUAUGGCUUGUUACCUGAAAGCCAUUGAGACUCAGCCCAACUUUGCCGUCGCUUGGAGCAACUUGGGUUGUGUGUUCAAUGCCCAGGGAGAGAUAUGGCUGGCCAUCCAUCAUUUUGAAAAGGCAGUGACUCUGGACCCGAACUUUCUAGACGCAUACAUCAACUUGGGAAACGUUCUGAAAGAAGCCCGCAUCUUUGAUAGAGCUGUGGCUGCCUACCUGAGAGCCCUGAGUCUGAGUCCCAACCAUGCUGUUGUCCAUGGCAACCUGGCCUGUGUCUACUAUGAGCAAGGCCUCAUUGACCUCGCCAUCGACACCUACCGCCGUGCUAUUGAAUUGCAGCCCCACUUCCCUGAUGCCUACUGCAAUUUGGCCAAUGCCCUGAAGGAGAAAGGCAACGUAUCCGAAGCGGAGGAGUGCUACAACACAGCUUUGCGUUUGUGUCCGACUCACGCCGACUCUCUUAACAACUUGGCCAACAUAAAGCGUGAGCAAGGCAACAUCGAAGAAGCUGUUCAGCUUUACAGAAAAGCCUUAGAAGUGUUCCCAGAGUUUGCUGCAGCCCACUCUAAUCUGGCCAGUGUCCUGCAACAGCAAGGCAAACUCCAGGAGGCCCUCAUGCAUUACAAGGAAGCUAUAAGGAUCAGCCCCACAUUUGCUGAUGCCUAUUCCAACAUGGGCAAUACGCUGAAGGAGAUGCAGGAUGUCCAGGGAGCUCUGCAGUGCUAUACUCGUGCCAUCCAGAUCAACCCAGCCUUUGCUGAUGCUCACAGCAACUUGGCUUCUAUCCACAAGGAUUCUGGAAACAUCCCAGAGGCCAUUGCAUCUUAUCGCACAGCCCUUAAACUCAAGCCAGACUUCCCUGAUGCUUACUGCAACUUGGCUCAUUGCCUGCAGAUUGUAUGUGACUGGACAGAUUACGAUGAGCGGAUGAAGAAACUUGUUAGCAUCGUGGCCGACCAGCUUGACAAGAACCGCUUGCCCUCGGUGCACCCCCACCACAGCAUGCUGUAUCCGCUGUCUCACAGCUUCCGGAAGGCCAUAGCCGAGCGCCAUGGAAACCUUUGCCUGGAUAAGGUACUCGCAAUGAUCAAAAUUAAUGCGCUCCACAAACCUGCUUUUGAGCAUCCUAAGGACUUGAAGAGCAGCGGCGGUCGCCUGCGCGUCGGAUAUGUCAGCUCUGACUUUGGCAACCACCCCACCUCCCAUCUGAUGCAGUCCAUCCCUGGAAUGCACAAUCCUGAAAAGUUUGAGGUUUUCUGCUACGCUCUUAGCCCUGAUGAUAACACUAACUUCCGUGUGAAAGUGGUUGCAGAAGCUCAUCACUUCACAGACCUUUCCCAGAUUCCUUGCAACGGAAAGGCAGCUGAUCGUAUUCAGCAGGAUGGAAUUCACAUUCUGGUCAACAUGAACGGAUACACCAAGGGAGCUCGGAAUGAGCUGUUUGCCCUCCGCCCCGCCCCUAUUCAGGCUAUGUGGCUUGGUUACCCUGGAACCAGUGGAGCUCCUUUCAUGGACUACAUCAUCACUGACAAGGAGACGUCUCCCGUCGAAGUAGCUGAACAGUACUCUGAGAAACUGGCCUACAUGCCUAACACUUUCUUCAUUGGAGAUCAUGCCAACAUGUUCCCUCAUCUUAAGAAAAAAGCCGUGAUUGACUUCAAAUCCAACGGACACAUCUUCGACAACCGGAUUGUUCUGAACGGCAUUGAUCUGAAAGCGUUCUUAGACAGCCUGCCAGAUGUCAAAGUGAUAAAGAUGAAGUGUGACAACAACCAGGAGCCUACUGCUGGAGACACAAACGGAGCUCUAUCCAUGCCGGUUAUUCCCAUGAACACAGCAGCAGAGGCAAUCAUCAACAUGAUCAAUCAAGGCCAAAUCCAGGUCACAAUCAACAACUUCACAGUCAGCAACGGCUUGGCCACCACACAGAUCAAUAACAAAGCUGCAACUGGGGAGGAGGUGCUGCGGACCAUCGUAGUGACGACCCGCUCCCAGUACGGUCUCCCUGAAGACUCGAUCGUCUACUGUAACUUCAACCAGCUCUACAAGAUCGAUCCUCCAACCCUUCAGAUGUGGGCUAAUAUAUUGAAACGUGUGCCCAACAGCGUGUUGUGGCUCCUUCGCUUCCCUGCUGUCGGUGAGCCGAACAUCCAGCAGUACGCCCAAAACAUGGGUCUGCCUGGGUCUCGCAUCAUUUUCUCCCCCGUGGCUCCUAAGGAGGAGCAUGUGAGAAGAGGCCAGCUGGCUGACGUGUGCCUCGACACUCCUCUGUGCAACGGUCACACCACAGGCAUGGAUGUUCUCUGGGCUGGAACGCCCAUGGUCACAAUGCCAGGUGAGACUCUGGCCUCCCGUGUGGCUGCUUCACAACUGAAUUGUCUUGGCUGCCCAGAGCUGAUUGCUCAGACUCGUCAGGAAUAUGAAGACAUAGCAGUCAAAUUGGGAUCCGACAUGGAAUACCUAAAGAUGAUCAGAGCACGUGUUUGGAAACAGCGAAUCUGCAGCCCCCUGUUCAACACCAAGCAGUACACGAUAGACCUGGAAAGGCUCUAUCUGCAAAUGUGGGAACAUCACAGCAGCGGAAACAAGCCAGAUCACUUGGUCAAACUCCAAACAGUGGAGACCAGUGAAAACGCCUGAACUUGAAACAUGUUAGCUACGAUUUUAACCCUGAUCAGCAGCGCCGUUUGAACGGUCGGGUUCACUCAAACUCCCUGUUCUUCAGUGACUGUUUCAAUUUCUCUCAUUUACUCUAAUUGGGGACUCUUGGUUUGAAGGAGCCCACAAAUGUUCACACUUGGACUCCCAUUAUGCUUGUCGUCGAGUCACAUGGUGAGCCAGAGCCUGAGAUAUUUUCCGGCGACUUGUCUGAGACUCUUGCACUGAAACACUUGGUGUAAUUUGUGAGCAUGAGAAGGUUGUGAAUACCUUGCUUUUCCCUUCAGUACCUUGGACAGUGGAUUUCCCUUUGAAUCCUGUUGUCAUUUAAACGGGACUAAAUGCAGCUUGUGGAGAGGAAGCCCAUCUAUCUUUACUGGGUCUGUUUAGAACUGAAUUAAAUGUUAAACGUUUUUAAAAUGACAAUGUUGCACCAUUGAAAUUGUUUCAUCAGCUUUAUCAAGCCAGUAUGAGACAAAUUUGUGUGAGCUGCUCUUAAAUGGCCACAAGAAGUAAAUGUGUACGUUUUGAAAAAGUUUCUCCCACAAAAAAUGCCAACUUUUUAUUUUGUCAAAAGAUUUUGUUUAGUAGGUGUCGUCUUUUUGAUGUCAAACUGAACUGCUUAUAAUUGGACAAAAGCAAUUUUUGGAACAUGUUUGAACUUCAGUUAAAACAUCAAAAUAUCUUAUUGGAUUGUUUUUUUUUGUUUUGUUUUUUUAAACAAGCCUGAAAUUGGUAAGUAUUUUCUAAACAGUUCUGUUUUGUAUUGUUUAACUGUAUGCUGUUGGUGAAGCUGCAAGUCUCUACAUAUAAUAAAAAAAA